GAGCCACACUUAACGUAACAGCGUGUUCGGCAGAGUGACUGUGUGUGAGAGAGGUUGAGAAAAGUGCUGUGGUGACAGAGGAAGUGAGAGCAAAAGUGAGAGAGAAAGAGCUAAACAUGCAAAAGAAAGCUGGAGAGGAUCUACUUGUUCGUAACAAACCUAUAAACCUUAAAAGCAUGCUGUAACUUUGUAUGGAAGGAGGAGUGGAGGUGGAAGUCAUUUUUGGAGGUCAUGGCAAACACCACUUCAAACUGUACGAAUGACACCCAGUCUAACAUUGGCGAAUUACAGAUGGUGCUGUUUGGCACACUCAUGUCUGUUCUUGUUUUGGUAAUUGUCUUUGGCAAUGUGUUGGUGAUUACAGCCAUUGGCCGCUUCCAACGACUCCAGACCGUCACAAACUGUUUCAUUACGUCACUUGCGUGUGCAGACCUGGUCAUGGGAUUGGUGGUGGUGCCUUUCGGCGCCCUUAACAUCAACCUUGGCAUUUGGCACUUCGGCAGAUUCUGGUGUAAUUUCUGGAUGGCCACUGAUGUUCUGUGCGUCACGGCCAGUAUCGAGACGCUCUGUGUCAUCGCUAUGGAUCGCUACCUUGCCAUAACAUCCCCCUUCCACUACCAGUCCUUACUGACGAAGAGCAGAGCUCGCAUCAUUGUGCUGCUGGUGUGGGUCAUCGCCGGGCUCAUUUCCUUCCUACCUAUCUAUAUGGACUGGUGGAGUGAUGACAAAGCAGACUGCUGCUUACAGAAUGAUAACUGCUGUGAAUUCCUCACCAAUAGCCCCUAUGCCAUCAUCUCAUCCAUAGUUUCUUUCUACAUCCCCCUGGUGAUCAUGAUUUUCGUCUACAGCCGUGUCUUCCAGGAGGCAAGGAAGCAGCUGAAGAAGAUAGACAAAAGUGAGGGACGAUUUCAUGCUCAAAACAACAGCAAAAUGCAAGAGGUUGCAAGCAGCCACUGUGAGGCAAGGACCGCCAAGAAGCCCAAGUUCUGCCUGAAGGAACAUAAAGCUUUGAAGACUUUGGGCAUCAUCAUGGGUAUAUUUACGCUGUGUUGGCUCCCAUUCUUUGUACUACAUGUAAUCGUGAACAUUAUAGAUUGUAAAAAAAUGUUCCAUAUUGACCUUAUAGUCAAAAUCUUAAAUUGGAUAGGUUACGCUAACUCAGCAUUUAACCCACUGAUCUACUGUAGAAGUCCAGAGUUUAGGUAUGCUUUCAAGGAGAUUCUAUGCCUUAACAGGUCACGUUACCCUAAUGUUAAGCCAGUCAAUGGAUAUAUAUAUAGUGGACACAGCUGGCAAAGUGACCACCGAGGGCGAAGCAAAGGCAGCUCAGAGGACAGUGACCCAGCUGAGAGAGAGGGACGCAUGUCAGCAGAUAAAACAGACUCUAAUGGGAACUGCAGUAAAAACCUAAUGAGUGUGUUGUAAAUCACCUUGCGAGUUCUGGAUCGUUCUACUGUGACCUCUCAAUGUGUCACAUAAGGACAGGUUAACCCUCCUCUGGUAAGUGACCAAUAGUAAGUUUGUGUUGGAAAAAGGGACAUUUUUAAACAUUUGUUUUUCUCAUCUACCUCAUAGCUUUCUCUUAGAUUCACUUGCUCUAUCAGCUCAUUUCACCACUCAAAUAGGUUUGCGCGCUCAAAAAAUAGCUUCAGCUAAAGAAAAAUACAAACUCAAUGCUAAAAAUGUUUAUCAAUUCAGUUUAUCAAUCUUUUUUUUUUCUUUGAUAGCAUCGGAAAAGAACUUUGAAGUGGAUGUUCAGUAAAGGGAACUCCCUCCUGAGUCAUGUUUCUGUCGUCUUGCAUAAAGUGAGGAACUGAGUUUCAGUUUGAAAGAAUAUUUUCUUGCAUUAGAUCAACAGAUUAAAUCAGGUAUAGACAUCUGAAGCAUUUUCACUCUAAUAUAGUUAAAUUAGGAUGCUUAAAUAUGAAAUAAUUCAGACUACAACAAGCAUUACUUCACAAGUGUCAGGUUCAUGUCUGUAAAA
Molecule: messenger RNA, 1984 nt
Organism: Carassius carassius (crucian carp)
Lineage: Eukaryota; Metazoa; Chordata; Actinopteri; Cypriniformes; Cyprinidae
Gene: adrb2a
Product: adrenoceptor beta 2, surface a
Exons: 2
Coding region: 232-1425 (397 amino acids)
Biological process (GO): negative regulation of smooth muscle contraction; norepinephrine-epinephrine-mediated vasodilation involved in regulation of systemic arterial blood pressure; adenylate cyclase-activating adrenergic receptor signaling pathway
Cellular component (GO): membrane
Molecular function (GO): beta2-adrenergic receptor activity; norepinephrine binding
Source: RefSeq, a predicted model, not a curated record